Molecule: messenger RNA, 249 nt
Organism: Symbiodinium sp. CCMP2456
Lineage: Eukaryota; Dinophyceae; Suessiales; Symbiodiniaceae
Source: the annotation of a GenBank genome assembly
AUGAAACAUACAAGAUGGUGCGGACCAAGCACAAGGAGGCCAUUGGCAUUCUGGAGAAGGAGGACACCUUUGCGUACCACCCCGCCUACAAGAGGCCAACCGACAAGUUUGAAGCAGCGUAUUUCACCCCGACGCCUCUCAAGAAGGCCGAGGAGAAGAAGAGCCCUGCGCAGAUCAAGCUGGAGCGGAUGCGCAAGCAAGGAACACUCUCGCAGGCUUCGUCCAGCUCUUUUCGCCACCGUUUCCUGA